Molecule: messenger RNA, 4314 nt
Organism: Chlamydomonas reinhardtii
Lineage: Eukaryota; Viridiplantae; Chlorophyta; Chlorophyceae; Chlamydomonadales; Chlamydomonadaceae
Exons: 3
Coding region: 608-3700 (1030 amino acids)
Biological process (GO): regulation of mitochondrial mRNA stability; chloroplast rRNA processing; mitochondrial RNA processing
Cellular component (GO): ribonucleoprotein granule; mitochondrial matrix
Molecular function (GO): RNA binding
Source: RefSeq, a predicted model, not a curated record
UCUGCAGUCUGCACGGGCCUAUAAUCAGCCUGCACGUUCCCCACACACCCUCAGCCUUCCCGCAUACGUCUCACUCACGCGCCAAGCCAAGUAGCCAACGCCCCAAGCCCAAGCCCUGCUUCCACAAACACCCGCACCCACGCGCCGCCCCCAGAUAGAGCGGAGGAUCUGGAACCAGAAGCUGCCCUGGCUCCCCUGUUUAUGCUGGUGCGGCUGUGGCCGUGGCUGCUGUUGGGCUGUUGUCUGCUCGGACGAGGGCGUCCCUCGGGGCUGUCGCGAACGUCCGCAAUGAGGAAUGAGCGGCACUGACAGACAGGGGCACCAUCGGGGCUGUCGGCCGGGAGCAAGGUCGCAUUGCUGGCGAGCCGAACAGCGAAUUCAAUCUCACGGCUGUAUUCGUCAGCUCGUACAUCGCUAAACAAAACAAAAUACCCGUUCACCCUUGUUAAUCCGUAACAGAUAGAGUUGAUGUCAUGCACGCUUCGCUUCCCCGCGCACCGAACUGGCCCGUUGUUCCUUUAGUCCGAUCAUUGUGACUACUACAGUGUAUAGUAUCAGAUAGCACUUGAUUAGCGCGAGGAACUGUGGGCCCCUGCCAGAGACUGUAAUGUUACAGUUCGCACGCGCCAGCGCCGCAGCGAGUGGACAUGGCUUAGGCAGUAGCUAUACUAGUGCUCCAGCAUCAGCACACACGGGGCUUACUCUGCGGCCAUGCGGCAUACCGCUGACCCAGCCUCGCGCCUCUCGGACCGCCGGGGGCCUCCACCCCUCGGCGACCGCCGGCGGUGUGGCCCGCGGCCUGGCGUGCAGCUCCGCAACCAGCGGCCCGGCGGCGGCAGUGCUCAGCGGCUGCGGCCCCCGCCUUGCCGCCGCCGCACCUGCUGCCACAGGGGCUGGCGGCGGUCUGCGGCAGCUACUGCCGCUAGCCGCCUGGGCCCGUCAAGCCGCACCAGCGCCCGCCGCCGUCGCACCUGCAGCAGCCGGGGCGCGCAGCUGUCUCCUGCAGCCGGGGCGACGCGCGCAGCAGCAGGUGCUGGCGGCUGCGGGGAGGUACGGCAGUGGCGGCAUCAUUGACAGGAGCAGUGGCAUGAGCAGCAGCAGCAGCAGCAGCAGCAGCAGCAGCAGCAGCAGCAGCGGACGUGACGACAUCAGCGGCAGCCGCAGUAGCAGUGACGGUGGGGGAAAGGCAGGCAGGGGCAGGGCAGGCGGAGGCCGCUGGAACGGCGGCCGGCGUGGCAGUGGCAGGAGUAGCGGUGGCGGCGGCGGCAGGGCGCGUGACUCCGCGGAUGACAUGACCAUGUGUCGGACCCUGGAGGAGCUGCAAGCAAUCAUUGAUCAGCGGCUGGCGGUGUGGUCAGUGCGGCAAGACGUGAGCACCAUGUCAGCUGCCUUCAACCUGUGUGGCAAGCUGGAGUCAGCACGUGCCGGCGGGCCGGCCGCCACAGCCGCGGCCCGCGCCGGCAUCAUGGCGGCCCUUGCGCCUGCUCUCCUUCCGCUCGUGCCGCGCAUCCGCCAGCCGGCCGGCUGCAGCAUACCACUGUGGGCACUGGCAAAGGCCGGGGCUGCUAGCGACGGGCGUGUGGAGUCACAGCUGGCGCCGGCGCUGCUGCAGCGGCUGGUGGAUCCAGUGUUGCUGAAGACUGCAACUCCUCAGAACCUGGCAAACGCGCUGUAUGCCCUGGGCAAGCUGCGGGAGGACCAGCAGCAGCGGGGCUCGGGCUGGGACCCCACCUCAUCGCCGCAUCUGAUCGCACUGGCGGGCGCUGUUGCCUCGCGGCUGCGUGCGGCGAGGGGGCACGGCUUUGAGCCGCAACAUGUUUCCAACAGCUUGUGGGCGUGCGCCAAGCUGGGGUACCGAGACUCAGACCUUCUGUUGCCGCUGGCGGAGGCGACUGCAGCCCUUGCCCGGGACAUGAAUGCGCAAGGUCUGGUCAACAGCCUGUGGGCCCUAGAGGUCCUUGGCUGCACCGGACCGGCGUUUCGGGCAGUGCUAGAGGCGCUGUGUGGUGUGGCUCUGCGGCAGCUGCGAACACCGAAGGGAGCUGAAUUGUUCAAGCCGCAGGAGUUGUCCAACAUCCUACUGGCGCUGGAGGGGCUGCAGCUGGGAGGCAAGCAGUCUGAGCGGCUGGCGGCUGCAGUAGCAGCAGAGGGCGUGUGGCGGGGCUUCGCAGGCUUUACACCACAGGAUCUCAGCAACUCGGCGUGGGCCCUGGCCAAGAUGGGGUAUGGGGCCGGUGCAACGUCGCAAGCCAUUGAGCAGUGCCCCUGGUACGCGGCCGCGGUGGCAGCAGCUCAGCGGCCCGGGGUCAUGGCCAGCGCGAAGCCGCAGGCUUGGGCCAACCUGCUGUACGCGCUUGCGUUGGUGCGCCACCAGCCGCCGCCCGCGCUGCUUGACGCAGGCGCCGCGGUGGCGAUGCAUCGAGGCAAUGCACAGGAGUGUGCAAACACGCUAUGGGCGCUGGCGGUGCUGCAGCUGCGGCAUGCCGGCUUGGAGGCGGCGGUGUGCGGCCGGCUGGGCGAGCUGCUGCGGCAAGGCCCGGAGUCGCUUAUUGCACAGGAGCUUUGCAAUAGCUUGUGGGCGCUGGCGGUGCUGGCAGGCGGCGGCGGCCCUGCUAGCCCGGCUGCAGCCACGCUGGCCUCGGCGCUUGCUCGUGAGGCCGCGCGGCGUCGUGAGGAGUUUCAGACCGAGGCGCUAAGUCAGCUCUGGCAGGCGCGACAGGAGUUGGGCGGUGAGGUGGCGGAGGCUCUUGCCCGCAGCCCCGACCUGAAUGCCGCGAUGGAGACGGCGGUAGCUGCCGAAUGGGCGACUGAGUCAAACACCAGCAGACUGCAGGAGCAGGUGGCGGAGGCGCUUCAGCGACUGCUGCAGAAGGGUCGCCUGCCCAUCGUUUCGGUGCGGACGGAGGUGGUGGUGGAGGGCGUGCUGGGACGUGCGGAUAUGGUGGCGGACUGGAGCGAUGGGCGCAGAGUGGCCGUUGAGGUGGACGGGCCGGACCACUUCCUCACCAACCGCAAGGACGACCCAUCCGCGGUAGACGGUUCCACGGCGCUGCGCAACCGGCAGCUGCGGCGGGCGUUCGGCGAGGGACGCCUGUUGUAUGUGCCGUACUGGGAGUGGGACAUUCGGAAGACGCCUACCGCUAAGGAGGCCUACCUGCUGCAGCGGCUGCAGGAUCUGCUAUCGGGCGCUUCGUCAGAUACAGCGGCAGGGAAAGGCAACGCCGCCGCCCCUCGCCGCCAGCAGCAGCGGACGACUCAGCCGCAGCCAGACACUGCCGGCACCACCACCACCGCCAGCACCACCGCCAGCAGCAGCCAGAAACGACGCAUCCUCGUUGUCCGCAGAAAGGCUCCAAAGCAGGACCUGCAGCACGACGCCACCUGCGACGCACCGUCAGCCUCAGGUGCGGGUCCGGCGGAGGCGGUGGCGGAGGUUGCGACAAGCGGCGGCCUUCGGCCUGCCGCCGCGGGUGCCGACGUGGCAUCUGCUCCUAGGCAGCAGCAGCGACAGCGACAGCUGCAGCAGCCGUCGAGGCCGGAGCCGGAAGCUGUGGCCGUUGCUGUGGGCAGCUGUAGCAGGCCUGCUGCAAACGAGCCGCGGCCACAGCAGCAGACACGGCCGCCGCCGCGGAACACAAGGAAGCGAGCGGCCUCUGCAAACGCACACGCGGCUGCGGCUGCUGCUGCGGCUGCUGCUUAGCAAGCCCGCAUGGGUGGAUGUGCACGGGCGGCUGGCGCGGCGUCCCACCCGUUUGGCGGAGUUCGUGUCGUGCCCGGUGCUGCUGCUGCCAUGAACAAACACGUGGAGGCGGGCGUGGAUGGAGGAGCAUGCAGGUGGCAAAGCAUAGCCAACGAGGCGGACAGAGGGGGAGCAGGCGUUGAGAAUUGAAUCGGCGUGAUGACUUGCAUCGUUUUGAGUUGGAUGGGGCGUGGGCCCCAAUUGUCGCUUGAUGAACCGGGCGUGUGCGCGCAUAGCAAGUUGAAGGAAGGGGUUGGUCAUUGCGGAGACUGUAGCAAAGGCUGUGCUGUGGUAGAGGUUGUGAGAGGGGCUGUGGCUUGUGGGUCUUUGGCAGGUGUCAACACGUCGGCAGACACAGACACAGACGACGCACUGGUCUGUAGGGCGCGUGCGGAGGCCUUGGGCUUGCCAUAAUUGUGAGCAGGUGUGUGAGGUGAGGUGGUUUGUGCGUAGGAUGGCAAUGAGGUGACGUAUGCGGGGGGGGACUGUGGAGGCGAGCGGCGGCCUCGAUGCCUGCUUGCACACAGGAGCGGUCGUUUGGCGGGGUACCUACCGAUGUGUAACAAGAGGAUUGU